Molecule: messenger RNA, 1882 nt
Organism: Arabidopsis thaliana (thale cress)
Lineage: Eukaryota; Viridiplantae; Streptophyta; Magnoliopsida; Brassicales; Brassicaceae
Product: FMN binding protein
Exons: 12
Coding region: 600-1565 (321 amino acids)
Cellular component (GO): chloroplast; cytoplasm
Source: RefSeq, marked reviewed
CUUAUUUGAAUAGUUCGUAAAAGAGAGGGUUCUGUUUGCAAUUUUCCUAACUUUUAGAUCCUGAGUUCUGCAAUAUAAAUAAAGAACAAAACAAAACACGAUCACGAGGCAAUUUUGAGACAAGAAUGGUGUUGAAUAGUCGAUUGGUGGAGACAACAGUUAAUCUGUCGGCGGAUCUCUGGCAAUAUGUUGCGUGUAACCCCGAGAUACUUCCUCGCGCCACCGUCAUCCAUUUCAUCUUCUGCAUCCCUCUCCUCCAACUCCGCCGUCUCGCUUCCUCUCUAGGAUCAUACCUAUGCUUCGAUUCCGGCGCCGGAGUUGAUCACCGUACUCAUUCCGAUUAAGUUACCGGCGCGUUUCCAUGAAUCGUCUGUUAAAUUUCGACUUUUGAUUGUGUAAUUUUUGUUCUGAUUGUAAUGUAAUUUUGUUUGUUUGUAAACCGAAAGGGACAUACAAAUUUAAUACCAGAAUAAACCGGAAACAUUUAAAUACACACAGAACCAAACCGGGUUGUGUGGAAUUGUUGUCGUCACAGGAGAGAAAUAAGCAGAGACGUGUAAACCAAAGAACAACGAAGGUUUCGUUUCGUGGGGAAGAAGAUGAAGUCGCUUGUGGCUCAUUUCUCAACGCCUUUAAUCACCGCUAGAUUAGUUCCUAGAUGUAUCAUCCAUCGAGCUUCAAUCUCCGCCGUCUCUUUUUCCACCGUCCGCCGUCGAUUUUCUCCUCUCACCAUGGCCUCAGCAGCUCAGUCUUCUUCUCAGGCUGUGUCUUACGGGAGUGGCAACAGUGAUACAGAUGUUUUUAAAUUGAUUCAAGCUCACGAGGAGAAGGCUGCUCGUCUUUCCCCAGUCGAAGAAAUCCGAACUGUGCUUAAUGGUAGCAUAUGCGGUAUGCUUUCCACUUUUUCUCAGAAGUAUGAGGGUUAUCCUUCAGGGUCAAUGGUUGAUUUUGCAUGUGAUGCUGAUGGUUCUCCGAUUCUGGCAGUUAGUAGCUUGGCAGUUCAUACAAAGGAUCUCUUAGCUAAUCCAAAAUGCUCAUUACUAAUUGCUAGAGACCCAGAGGAUAGGACUGGUUUGAGGAUCACCUUACAUGGUGAUGCAGUGUUGGUUUCUGAAAAAGAUCAAGCAGCUGUUCGAUCUGCCUAUUUAGCCAAGCAUCCCAAAGCUUUCUGGGUUGAUUUUGGGGACUUCAGCUUUAUGCGAAUUGAACCGAAAGUGGUCAGAUAUGUUUCAGGGGUUGCAACUGCUUUUCUUGGAUCUGGAGAAUUUAGCAAAGAGGAGUACCAAGCAGCCAAAGUCGAUCCUAUAGCUCAGUAUGCAAAACCUGUAACGUCUCACAUGAAUAAAGACCAUGAAGAGGAUACCAAAGCCAUUGUACAUAAUAUAACAUCCAUACCUGUGGAAAGCGCCUUGAUGCUGGAUUUGGAUAGCCUUGGUUUCAAUGUUAAGGCUACUCUUCAAGGGAACACCUUCAAACUCCGAGUUCCGUUUCCAAGACGCGCACAAGACAGAAAGGAUGUAAAGACAUUGAUUGUGGAAAUGCUUCAAGCUGCCAAGUCCAAUUAGUUGCUAAAAUAAAGAUGGAAAAGCUCUUCCAUCUGAAUCCUGCUACAACAAGAAAAGCUUCCUCCAAUACACAUUUUAUCUUAUCUAUCAGUUGCAAAAAGAACACUCAUUUAGUCCUGUAUAUAUCUCAACAAGACUAGAACUAGAUGUAUACAUGAAAAAAAGUUAUCAAUAAAGAUUUCUGAAGUUGUAUUGGCAUUCAUGAAUGCUUAAUCCCUUUACCAUGCGUUUGAUUUCAGAAAAGUUAAGUAGAACUUGCAUUACUUUUCUAUCUUUUCCCAGUCAAAUCCAGUGACCGAUUCUCAUUUCAAACGCAU